Molecule: messenger RNA, 2188 nt
Organism: Schizosaccharomyces cryophilus OY26
Lineage: Eukaryota; Fungi; Ascomycota; Schizosaccharomycetes; Schizosaccharomycetales; Schizosaccharomycetaceae
Product: transcription factor tfiiic complex subunit sfc6
Exons: 4
Coding region: 361-2121 (586 amino acids)
Biological process (GO): transcription by RNA polymerase III
Cellular component (GO): transcription factor TFIIIC complex
Molecular function (GO): protein binding
Source: RefSeq, a predicted model, not a curated record
CCAAAAGAUUCCUUUCACCUCCCUCAAUUGAAGCUGUUUUACUCGAAGCAUUCCGCCGUUUAUUGACCACACUUCAUAUUACUGAUUUUACCAUAAGCUCCCCACAAAGAGCAAGCAUCUUUAUUUACUAAACUAAAAAUAACUGUAAAACCAAAAAAAGGAUAGUUUUGGCAGUAUCUUACUAGUUGAUUUUCUGCAUACUGUAUUAACGAAUCGUCUUUUUUAUUAUAUUUCUUUUCGUCUGAAUAAAUGUACAAUGAAUAUACCGUUUUGAUAUUGAUCGAUUCUUGCAAUUGAUUUAUACAGAUUUGAACGUUAGACAUUUAUCUUUGAUCUCCAAAAUAAGACUGCUGAGAAAGUAUGGGACCCAAGACACGCCGUCGAAAUAGUACUCCUGAUGAAUAUAUCACAGCAGAUGAGGAUGAUGAUAUGGAAGACUUUAUUUUUGAUGAAUUUCUUUCUGAGGAAGAAUCCACAUUGAGAAGAUCACAAAAAAGUGGUAGAAAAACCGGGACGCCCAGAAGGACAACGAGGAAACCAAAUCAACAAGUUAACUUGGAUUCUUCAACUGAGAAGAGGCCCACAAACUCUGCACGAGGUCGCUCAUCUAGGCAAACUAGCCUGCCUGAGCAAUCUCCACGAAAGGUCUAUUCUAAGGGUCAAGAAGAAAAAAUAAUGUAUACAUAUGGUACAGAUGAACCAACUUUCCAGUAUGGUAAAAAUUUAGUAAAUACUUGGAAGCAAUUUGAAACAGCCCCCGGGGCAGCUUGUUUUGAGAAGGGUUCAAUGUUUGUUGAACCCGAUCCUAGCGAAUUCGAACCCCCAAAGAAAACGCAGAGUUUCUCCGAUGAUCGCUUUGGUGAAUUUUCUAAUGACCAUUUACCUUUAUUGAUCGGCAAUCAGGAAGCAGUCUAUAAUCUUCAGCCGCUUCAAGUAUUUGACGGCGAAUCGAGGCACUCUUUGAAAAAAGAAUUUUUAGUUAAUACUGGAAUCCAUUUAACUUCUUUGUCUUGGUUGCCUACGAAGGAAAAAGUUCAGUAUGUAGCAGCAGGUGGUUUGCUGGGUACUGGUGAAUUAGCUGAAUCUAUUUUCACGUCUACGUCAGGAAGAAAUCAAAUUCAAAUUUGGAAACUCGUUGAUGAAAGGGAGCUAUCCCUACACUGUACCCUUUGGCACGACUGGGGUAGUAAUUAUCAACUUCAAUGGAGCCCUUGUUAUAUUAUGGAGAAAGACAUUCUUGGUUAUUUGGGAAUAGUUGCUAGUGACGGAAAAUUGAGGGUUGUGAGUGUCCCCAGUGAAAUUAGUCAUAAAAAUGUCUUCAUUAACGAGGCCGAGUAUACGCUACAGCUUCCUCAUUGUUUAAUUUCGUGUUUUGCUUGGGUGUCGACAGAGACUGAAUUCCCUAAGCAAUUGCUUGUGGGAUGUUCCAAUGGAUAUAUAGCGCUCUGGGACAUCGUUAAUUCUCUGGAUGGACCUCUGUUUUAUAUUCCAAUUCAUGAUUCGUAUAUUCAUGCGAUUACUCAAUGUUCAAACGAGUUUCGGACGAUGUUUGUUACAGCUGCUUACGAUUGUUAUACACGCAUUAUAGACAUUAGGAAUCCUGAGUUUGAGAAUAAAGCAUUAUCACAUAAACGAGAUAUCUGUUACGCCAUUACUUGGAGUAAUUUGUUACAGUCUGUGAUUUCCAGUACUGAAUCUCAAUUGGUGGUGAUUGAAUCCAUUCGAGGUCUUACUACUCAAAUUUUAGAUGAACGACAUGGAUCAGUCAUGUGUUUGGGGACUAGCAAACUUCAUCCGUUUGUCGCAAUUGGAUCAUCAGAUGGAAUAGUUACAGUCGUCAACCCUUUUCGACUCUUAGGAUUCUCACAUAAACAUAGAGCAAAUGUCCACCGAAUAUCUCAGUUAGAGUACAGUGAAAAGCAACAAAAGUUCAGAUUCUUAAACAACUUUCGACCUGGGUUAAUGAAAUCAAGGAAGCGGGAUAUGUAUAUAUUCCCUUGGCAAAUACAAAUCAAUAGUUUAGAAUGGAACCCCAAUUAUAGUUAUGGAGGCUGGUUAGCGAGUGGAAUGGCAUGUGGUCUUUUGCGUUUAGAAGAUUUGUCCGCUAUUCAUAGAGCUUAAAUAUAUUACCAUUAAUAGUAGAUAGAUCCUAAUUACAUAAAUGAAUACAAAUUCGAUCUAAGGAAAA